CAGCUUUCUGCCUUAGAUUUUGGGUCAGAAAAAGUCAUAUUCAGCGGCUAUGGCAAUAAAGGGAGCACUCACUUGGCUCUGCUCACUAGCAGUUUUGUCCUUCUCUGCAGCUGAGGAUGAAAUUCUUCUUCAGAGCUGCAACUCACAAACUGAGCAACUAUCUGCUAAUUUCAAGAUGGCAGCAGAGUGCAUUGUACAACAAGCAUCUGCCUUGAGUGCACUGCAGACUGCUUCACUACUGCUCUCCAUGAGGAAUCUGACUGAUUCUCUGCACAAACAGCAGCUAAAAGAAUGCCAAGGUGCGGAGCCAUCGGAAUGUCCCGAUGCUGAAGUUCCCAACAACGGAGGGUUGGCAUGUGUCACAGUGGCCAGCAAGCGCUACUGCAAACCUCUGUGCAACUGGGGUUAUGAUUUUGCGUUCAUACGGAGGAGUCGUAUUUAUGAUGAAUGCAGUGAGCAGACGGGAUAUAAAUGGAAGACUCAGUACAUAGGAGGAAACAAACUGGCUGUGUGUAACGAUGCAUCCAUUCAAGUUUCUGGGGCAGCGACGGCCUAUUUUCCCAAAGAUCAGAACUGCCUAACAACCAAGAGCAGCAGCCUACUGAAGACGAGCACUAUUCAACUUUUUACCUCCGAGCUGGAGAGUGAGGGCAUACAGGGAGAGCCACAGAACGGCUGUUUAGUAUGUGGAGGCCCUUGAGGCAAAGAAGUCUGGGGAAAUACAUGUUGGGCUUUAAAAGUUCCCCUUAAGUUUCAAUAAGAAAUAAAGCUGUGUAAAUAAUUAAAGAACAAAC
Molecule: messenger RNA, 794 nt
Organism: Labrus bergylta (ballan wrasse)
Lineage: Eukaryota; Metazoa; Chordata; Actinopteri; Labriformes; Labridae
Source: RefSeq, a predicted model, not a curated record